AUGUGUGGGGAGAACCAGCAGAUGGAAGAUUAUUCUCUCUGCCUCUCCAUUCUGAAACUGAACUUGGACAUCCUACACAAGUUCCAGAAAGAACUCUCUUGUGCCAUCUGCCUCAACUACAUGACGGACCCAGUCACCAUACACUGUGGGCAUAGCUUUUGCAGGCCCUGUGUCUGCCUGGCAUGGGGAGAAGCCAAAUUGCCUGUCCAAUACCCAGUGUGCAGAGAACCACCACAAAAGGAAGACUUCACAACCAAUGUUCAUUUGAAGAAUCUGGUUUCCAUUGCCAGACAAGUCAGCAUCCAGGACUCCCAGAACUCUGAGGAGGACAUGUGUGGCACCCACAAGGAGACCAGGAAGAUAUUCGGUGAAGAAGACAAGAGCCUGCUCUGUGUGCUCUGCUCUGACCCUCAGGAGCAUGCUGGUCACAGACACUGUGCCAUUGACAUAGCUGCAGAGAAUAGCAGGGAGAUGCUGGUGAAGCAAAUGAGAUCAUUUUGGAAACAGAUGCAAGAAAACCAGAUGAACCUGAAUGAGGAGAGCACAAUACUCUCUGAGUGGACGCUGUAUGUGUCUCGGCAGAGAGAGAAUAUCAAGGCGUCUUAUGAGAUGCUACAUCCAGGCCUGCAUCAGGAUGAAAAACAACACAUGGACACACUUCAAAAACAAGAGAACAGCAUUAUCCAAAAACUUAAGAAAAGCAAAGCCAAAAUGGUUCUAAAGAAGAAAAAGCUAAGACAAAUAUAUGAAGAACUGAUGAAAGUGUACCAUCAACCAGACAUGGAGCUGCUCCAGAAAUUGGGAGGACUACUGAAAAGGUAUGAGUCAUUGCAGCAACAGAUGCCCCAGCCUGUGCACCCAGAGCUCAGGGCCCAGUCCAUAACCGGCCUGAUAGACUGGCUCAGGCAGUUCCAAGGUUUUGUUGUUACUAAGUUCAACUACUGUGCAUAG
This is a messenger RNA of Ochotona curzoniae (black-lipped pika), 951 nucleotides long. Its product is annotated as tripartite motif-containing protein 43-like. The record is from RefSeq and is a predicted model, not a curated record. The coding region runs from base 1 to 951 and encodes 316 amino acids. Gene Ontology annotation, molecular function: zinc ion binding. The transcript has 7 exons. NCBI's taxonomy places the organism in Eukaryota, Metazoa, Chordata, Mammalia, Lagomorpha, Ochotonidae.